Messenger RNA from Centropristis striata (black sea bass), 2637 nucleotides. It is a transcript of the gene tmem41aa, whose product is annotated as transmembrane protein 41aa. The transcript has 5 exons. NCBI's taxonomy places the organism in Eukaryota, Metazoa, Chordata, Actinopteri, Perciformes, Serranidae. The coding region runs from base 107 to 988 and encodes 293 amino acids. The record is from RefSeq and is a predicted model, not a curated record.
UAACGUCGUAGAAGAAGAAGACGAAGAAGCAGCGGUUGGCCAUUGUUUUUCUCUCAACACAGCAAGGAGGUGAAGUCGCGUCCUGGCUGACAGCGUGAGGAGGAAUAUGCGCUCACUUGUCGGACUAGUCGUUGUCGUUGCUGCCGCCAGCUUUUACCUGUAUUCACUGUCCCUUUACCUUCCCGCGGCGCCGCGGAGACGUCCUCCUCCAGGAGCAGCUGCCGAGAGACAACAUGUGGAGACGGCGGAGUCCGAGCAGGAGCAGCCGGCUGAAGGCUCCGGAGAGCCCGCUGACAGCUCCGGAGAGCCCGCCAGGUUGAAGUUCCCCUCAGACUUGGAGGAGCUGAGAGAACUGGCUGAGCUUCUGCAGUUUUACAAGACGGAGCACACUGGAUAUGUCCUGCUGCUCUUCUGUAGUGCUUAUCUCUACAAGCAGUCCUUCGCCAUUCCUGGUUCCUCGUUCCUGAACAUUUUAGCAGGAGCUAUAUUUGGAGCAUAUCAAGGACUGCUGCUGGCUUCUGUGCUCACCACGGUGGGCUCCACCAUGUGCUACCUCCUGUCCCAGGCCUUCGGGAAGCGCUACAUCGUUAAUCUGUUCCCUGAGAAAGUCUCCAUGCUUCAGACGAAGGUUGAGGAGAACCAGGACUGUUUGUUCUUCUUUCUGCUCUUCCUGAGAUUCUUUCCCAUGACUCCCAACUGGUUUCUCAACAUGUCUGCCCCGAUCGUCAACAUCCCCAUCACCUUCUUCUUCUGCUCAGUCUUCAUUGGCCUCCUGCCGUACAACUUCAUCUGUGUCCAGACGGGCGUCAUGCUGUCCGAGGUGUCGUCGCUGGACGACUUGUUCUCCUGGGAGCGGCUGCUGCAGCUGCUGGCCAUCGCCUGCAUGGCUCUGCUGCCCGGCGCUCUCAUCCGCCGCUUCAGUCAGAAACGACUCAAACUGGACGUCCAAACGCACAACGGGCUCAUCACAGAUAAGAAGGUCCAGUGAUUUGUUCUGGGAAUUAGUUUUUUUUUUCUCUCCCCGGUGCUUUGAUGUCCUCUGCCCUCAAGUCUGAAUGUAUUUAAAGCGGUGACUCUUCAGAAAAAAACGCUCACACAAGGUAUGGGCUGAAAUAUGUGCCACCAGAAACUGAAAACUGAAUUUGAAUUAUUUAUACUUGAAUUUUAAUGCUGAUUGGCCGAAGAGACACUGUGUACCUGCGCUCGAUUGCUCUGCCUCAACAACUGGAUGUUUGUGGCAGAAAAUUGAAAUUGAAUUUUGCGAACUGAAUUUGAAUUGUGAGAACUGAAUGUUCAGUUACAAACUAAUAAAUUCAAUUUCAAAUUACAAUUCAGAUUCAGUUUUUUAAUGCAAUUAUUCAAGUUAAGCAAUUCAAAUUCAAAUAUCAAUAAUUCAGAUUUCGUUUCUGGUGGCACAUAUUUCAUCCUUAGUCCUUUACUUCUCAGAAGGUGCAGAGCUUUUAGAAAAGUAAGGCUAUGUCAGUGGGAUUUGAAGCCAAGUAUUUUGUGUAUCCAAAUGUUGGUGUUUCUGUGCCACACAGUACAUGUAUAUAGAUGUAUGAAUGUACAGUAAUCAUUUGGAUCGAGGGAAUGAUUUUAAGGAGAAUUUGCUCUUGCACUAUUAUUAUUAGGGUUCAAAAAUUCUAUUCAAAUUUGUAUUAAACUGUUUCAACAGUUAAUUGUUUUGUGCCCUCACAACUGUUAUUUUAAAUGGAAAAUUCUCACUGACUGCCAUAUUUUGGGGGGAAUGUACCACACUAAGGCCAAAUGGACAGAUUUAAAUUAUUAAUUUAACCCAUUUAAGCCGGGAAAGUAUUACCGCAUUUCUACCAUUAAAACUGGGGCCGCUGUUGCGUUAUUCUACCAUUAAAGCCUGGAAAGCAGAUACGUCGUUUUGUAGUAUUUGUAGUUUUUUCCACCUAUUUUCGGUCUCUUGGCCAAUGAAAUGCAUCAGAAUACAUGUGGGAGUGUCGCAAUACAUCAUGGGACUUUUCCAGAACUGAAAUCAUGGCAGAAGACAACUAUAGCGGAGGGAGCUCAGAUAUAACAGCUAUAAGCUCUCAAAUACUUUUUGAAUUUCAUUUCUAUCUGCUACAGAGGCUGAAAAAUCGAUUAUUUAGUAGGAAGCGCUGACACUUCAAAACUUCAGGUUUUAGGGGGUUACUUUAAAAUCGCCCAGAGGUUUUACAAGCAUUUUUUACAGGCGUUUUAGGCUUAAAUGGGUUAAAAUGUAAUCGGUAACAAUAACCUUGUCACCAGUCAAACAGUUAAACACAAAAAACAACAAAAAGAAGAGCCACUAGAUGGCAGAAGGGACGAAAACAAAGACAACGAACAUUUGAACCAAAAUCGAAUCGUGGAUUUGGAGAAUCUAGAUUUUAAUUUUCCGUGCAGACAGCCAAGCUUUGAAGUGCCUGUCAUGCUGUGAGAGACUCUGUUUCAAACUUCUACCUCCAACGUGGACUCUGCUCAGCUGCCUAUUUAUGUUUUCUUCUGGGUGGAUGGUUCAGGUGAUUGUGUUUUGGGUUUGUGUGAAUUAUUUUAUUUGUAGGUGAAAUGUGUUUCAUGUAUGCAGCGUAUAUUCCACAACUUGAAGUGGUGUUUUUUCCUGUUUGACAGUUGAAUUUUGCAAUUAUG